UUCGAAAUAUGCAUUCUGUAUUUAAAUAACACGUUUGAUAUUAUUUAUGGCGAUAUUUGCGUCGGGUAUGAAACAAAAUUAAAAGGUCUUGGGUCGCGUCGGGUUUUAUUUUUAUACCCGAGUUGACCUUUAGUUAUUACUGUAUUGUACAGUUUGUGAUGAACCGGGCGGGACAAUAGGAGCCUGGGGUGGAGCCUGGUGGCGCCACCGCGUUCACCACACAGUCUUCUGCAGCAGAUUGGUGCAACAGAAAGCAAGCGCAAAUACUCCUUCCUCCUCGUAGUCCGUAUAAACUAAACUGGGGCUCUUGUUUGUUGCAGGGAAAUCGCGUGGUUCGAGGCCGAUCGGGUGUCGUUACAAGAGUUCAUUCAACAAUUUGAAAUAAAAAGCUGUCGAGAUGGUGCUGAACCCGGUGAUAACCAAACUAGCUGGAAGGCUGGUAGUCCUGGCAAGUGCUUCUCCAAGGAGACAGGAGAUUCUUACCAAUGUGGGACUACGCUUUGAAGUGAUUCCUUCCUGGUUUAAGGAGACCCUGGACAAGUCCUCUUUUGCAGCUCCGCAUUUAUAUGCAGUAGAGACUGCCAAGCAGAAGGCUCUGGAGGUGGCAAGAAGAAUGCAGUUCAAACAUCUCAAAACACCAGACAUUGUGAUAGGAGCAGAUACUAUAGUGACUAUAGAAGGAGACAUUCUUGAAAAACCAGCUGAUAAACAAGAUGCUUACAGGAUGCUCUCCAGGCUGAGUGGAAAAGAGCACAGCGUGUUUACAGGGGUUGCAAUAGUUCACUGCAACAGCGAGACUGACAGUCAAAUGGAGUAUGAGGUUUUUGAUUUUUAUGAAGAAACAAAAGUAAAGUUUGCGGACCUAUCAGAGGACCUACUGUGGGAAUAUAUUCACAGCGGUGAACCAAUGGAUAAAGCCGGUGGGUAUGGUAUUCAGGCUUUAGGAGGAAUGCUGGUUGAAUGUGUCCAUGGAGACUUUCUUAAUGUUGUGGGAUUCCCCCUGAAUCAUUUCUGCAAGAAACUGGCAGAGAUCUACAACCCCCCACCCAAAAGUGAGAUCCGGCACACAAAGUAUGAGUCUAUACCAAACAUGGAAACGUUCGAUAACCCUGGUGACCUGGAGAGUGGACUGGAGAGGCACACGGAGAAUGGAAAGACAAUCAGGAUAGGCAACCAACCGGGUGACCAAGACAACAGGAGUAUUUCACACCACUGUGCUGCAGUGUCAGUGGAGGCUCCGGGUUCAACGGCUAAAGGGCCUGUGGGAUUUCCUCCCAACAUUGCAGAUCUUUUGGAUGGCUUUAAAGCUUCAAAGACUUUAUUUGUGGCAUCCAAACUGAAGGUGUUUGACCUGUUAAACUGUCAUGGUAGCUUGAAUGUUGGGGAAGUUGCAGACAAACUACAGACCUCUGUUGUGGGAACAGAGCGACUCCUUGAUGCCUGUGUGGCACUUUGUUUGUUGGAGAAAACCUAUCAAGUAGACUCUGUGGUGUAUACAAAUACAGAGCAAGCAGAUAUGUAUCUGGUGUCAUCCAGUGAAUAUUCCCUCCACGGGUAUAUUAUUCACUGUAAUGAUCACGUCUGGCCACUGUUCACACACCUGGAGCAUGCUGUUCAAGAAGGAACUAACCAGAACGAGAGAGCCUUCGGGAGCAAAACAGAGGAUCUCUUUCAGGAUGCUUACUGCAACAAAAAAGACGUGAGGCUGCGCUUUAUGAACGCCAUGCACAGCAUUGCCCGAGCGACGGGAAGAGAUGUUGCAGCAGUCUUUGACCUCUCUCGGUUUAAAACCGCAUGCGAUUUGGGAGGGUGCACAGGAGCAAUGGCGUAUGAGCUUGUGAAAAUGUACCCAGAUUUAACUAUCACAGUCUAUGAUCUGCCAGCUGUUAUAGAAAUGAGCAGCCAUUUUCGACCUCACAAACAAGAUACCCAUCGAGUGACGUUCACAGCAGGUGACUUUUUCAAAGAUGAUCUUCCUAAAGCAGACCUGUAUAUCCUUUCCAGAAUUCUUCAUGAUUGGUCUGAAGACAAGAUUGAUGUUUUGUUAAGCAAAAUCUCUCGGAUCUGUACACCAGUUUUGAAGUAUAAAGCAUGGAGUGACCUUUUUUAUGAGUUUCAUGAAAAUGUAUCACACACCGGUUGCUAGGGACACUAUAGCCCUACGCUGCAACAAGAGUAAGGCCUCCAGAACAAUGUGCAGGAUUAGAGCAAGAACAGCAGGUUCUGGAAAAAUUGUACAGAUGUUGAUGUUUCCCGACUACAAAUUUAAAACGAAAGUGGUUUGUUUGAAUAAAUUUAUUGGACAUAAUUGAUCAUUCAAAACAAGAAGCAAUGAGUUUCAACAAACUUCUGACAUAGAAGCGUAAACAGCGACCUUGGCUGUGGACUGUAUCUCCUGCCUGUCAUGAACAUAACAAUUAUGUGCAUUUCAAAAUGGUGACUAAGAACAAUACAACAAGCAGAAAACACACUGAGCUCCUGCAUGUGUAACAGUGUUCUGUGGUACGCUGCUGUUCUGGAUUGUUCCCUGCCGGUAAGCUGACAAGAGGUUAAAAGCUCUAAAAACCACUGUGGUUCUGAUGCUUGCUUGUGAUGUGUGGGGUCGCCGGUUCACGCCUAGCCUUCAAACUGUUACACAUACAGCAGCCAGUUUUUGGGCAGUGAACACUGCUCCAUCAUCCACGUGUCGUGGAGGGCUUGAUGCGUGCUUGCAGGACCAUGGGGGACGUUUGACACAUGAAU
Molecule: messenger RNA, 2742 nt
Organism: Polyodon spathula (Mississippi paddlefish)
Lineage: Eukaryota; Metazoa; Chordata; Actinopteri; Acipenseriformes; Polyodontidae
Product: probable bifunctional dTTP/UTP pyrophosphatase/methyltransferase protein
Exons: 14
Coding region: 398-2146 (582 amino acids)
Molecular function (GO): nucleoside triphosphate diphosphatase activity; O-methyltransferase activity
Source: RefSeq, a predicted model, not a curated record